AGGAUGGAGCAGUUGCCUCUCCCGACAUAGGAGAUAUGUCUCCUGAAGGACCUCAGCCUCCCAUGAUUCUCUUACAGCAACUUUUGACAGCUGCUACACAACCAUCACCUGUGAAAGCAAUAUUUGACAAACAAGAGCUUGAGGCUGCUGCUUUGGCAGUAUGCCAGUAUCUGGCUGUAGAGUCUACACAUCCUUCCACUCCAGUGUUUGAAGACUGCAGCUCUAGUGAAGCUACAACACCCGUCACAGUGCAACAUAUUCGACCCACAAAAGUGAAGAAACGCAAGCAAUCUCCAAUUCCACCCCUUCCCAUUGUAGUUCAGCUUAUGGAAAUGGGAUUUCCUAGAAAGAACAUAGAAUUUGCACUAAAAUCUCUGUCUGGAACCUCUGGAAGUGCUUCUGGAUUACCAGGAGUGGAAGCCUUGGUUGGCUGGUUGUUAGAUCACCCUGAUGUUCAAAUUACGGAUCUCUCUGAUGCUGAUACUGUCUCUGAUGAAUAUUCAGAUGAGGAAACAGCAGAGGAGGUGGAAGAAGCUGAAGCUGCUUGCCCUGUGUCAAGUGGUGCUGUUGUAACAGAGAGCCAGACCUAUAAGAAACGAGCUGAUUUUUUAAGUCAUGAUGACUAUGCUGUGUAUGUGAGGGAGAAUAUUCAGGUGGGGAUGAUGGUUAGGUGCUGCAGAACCUACGAAGAGGUUUGUGAAGGGGAUGUAGGCAAAGUUAUUAAAUUGGAUCGAGAUGGAUUGCAUGACCUGAACGUACAGUGUGAUUGGCAACAAAAGGGUGGCACUUACUGGGUUAGAUAUAUCCAUGUUGAGCUUUUAGGAUUUCCACUGCAGAGUUCUGCUUCUCAUAUCAAGAUAGGUGACAAAGUGCGUGUGAAAAGCUCUGUUACCACACCCAAAUAUAAAUGGGGAUCAGUUACUCACCGCAGUGUGGGAGUUGUCAAAGCUUUUAGUGCCAAUGGAAAAGAUGUCAUUGUAGACUUUCCUCAGCAGUCUCAUUGGACUGGCUUGUUGUCAGAAAUGGAACUGGUCCCCAGUAUUCAUCCAGGAGUCACGUGUGAUGGCUGUCAGAUGUUUCCUAUCAAUGGGCCUAGAUUUAAAUGCAGAAACUGUGAUGAUUUUGACUUUUGUGAAACCUGUUUUAAAACCAGGAAGCAUAACACUCGACAUACUUUUGGCAGAAUAAAUGAGCCAGGUCAGUCUCCAGUGUUUUGUGGGCGUUCUGGAAAGCAGCUGAAGAGACGGCAUAGUAGUCAGCGGGGAAUGCUACUGGAUGACUGGUCAAGAAUAGUUAAGAAUUUGAAUGUCUCAUCCUCUGUGAAUCAAGCUUCACGCCUUAUUGAUGGUAGUGAGCAGUGCUGGCAGUCUUCUGGCUCACAAGGAAAGCACUGGAUUCGCUUGGAGAUUUUUCCAGAUGUUCUUGUUCACAGACUAAAGAUGAUAGUGGACCCUGCAGACAGCAGUUACAUGCCGUCUUUAGUUGUAGUUUCAGGGGGGAAUUCCUUAAAUAACCUUAUAGAGCUAAAGACAAUAAAUAUAAAUCCUACAGACACCACAGUGCCUCUUCUCAGUGAUUGUACAGAAUACCACAGGUAUAUUGAGAUUGCAAUCAAGCAGUGCAGAAGCUCUGGGAUUGAUUGCAAAAUACAUGGCCUCAGCAUAUUGGGACGUAUACGUGCAGAGGAUGAAGACUUGGCUGCAGUCCCUUUCCUUGCUUCUGAUAAUGAGGAAGAGGACGAUGAUAAAGCUAACACUGGGAGUCUUGUUAGAAAGAAGGCAGCUGGGCUUGAAUCAGCAGCUACAAUAAGAACCAAAGUUUUUGUUUGGGGACUGAAUGACAAAGACCAAUUGGGAGGGCUAAAAGGUUCCAAGAUAAAGGUCCCUUCCUUUUCUGAAACCCUGUCUGCCUUGAACGUUGUACAAGUAGCUGGAGGCUCCAAAAGCCUUUUUGCAGUGACUGUGGAGGGUAAAGUAUAUUCCUGUGGAGAAGCCACAAAUGGAAGGCUGGGUUUAGGAAUAUCUAGUGGAACGGUGCCUAUUCCCCGCCAAAUUACAGCUCUCAGUAACUAUGUGGUGAAGAAGGUGGCUGUUCACUCAGGUGGCCGGCAUGCUAUGGCAUUAACUGUUGACGGAAAGGUAUUUUCAUGGGGUGAAGGAGAUGAUGGAAAACUCGGUCAUUUCAGUCGAAUGAACUGUGAUAAACCCAGAUUGAUAGAAGCGUUGAAAACCAAACGCAUCCGUGAUAUUGCUUGUGGCAGUUCCCACAGUGCUGCAAUUACCUCUAGUGGUGAACUGUAUACAUGGGGUCUUGGAGAAUAUGGAAGGCUAGGACAUGGAGAUAAUACCACACAGCUGAAGCCUAAGAUGGUUAAAGUGCUCCUUGGCCACCGAGUCAUUCAGGUUGCUUGUGGAAGCAGAGAUGCUCAGACUCUUGCCUUGACAGAUGAAGGUUUGGUGUUUUCUUGGGGUGAUGGUGAUUUUGGAAAACUGGGCCGAGGAGGAAGUGAAGGAUGCAACAUUCCUCAGAACAUUGAAAGACUGAAUGGCCAAGGCGUUUGUCAGAUUGAGUGUGGCGCACAGUUCUCAUUGGCUCUGACCAAGUCAGGAGUGGUAUGGACAUGGGGUAAGGGUGACUACUUCAGACUAGGGCAUGGCACAGAUGUACAUGUACGAAAGCCACAAGUUGUGGAAGGACUGAGAGGUAAAAAGAUCGUGCAUGUGGCUGUAGGCGCACUCCACUGUCUAGCAGUAACUGAUACUGGGCAGGUUUAUGCUUGGGGUGACAAUGACCAUGGGCAACAAGGCAAUGGAACUACUACGGUAAAUAGAAAGCCCACUCUUGUCCAGGGCUUGGAAGGCCAGAAGAUCACCCGGGUUGCUUGUGGAUCUUCCCACAGUGUAGCAUGGACAACAGUGGAUGUAGCUACACCUUCUGUUCAUGAACCAGUACUUUUCCAGACAGCGAGGGACCCUUUAGGUGCUUCUUAUCUUGGUGUUCCUUCAGAUGCAGAUUCUUCUGCUGCCAGUAACAAAAUCAGCGGGGCAAACAGUUCCAAGCCCAAUCGCCCUUCCCUCGCUAAGAUUCUCCUAUCACUUGAUGGGAAUGCUGCCAAACAGCAGGCGUUAUCUCAUAUACUGAUGGCAUUACAAAUCAUGUAUGCCAGGGAUGCAGUUGUUGGAGCACUGAUGCCUGCAAGUAUGAUUGCACCAGUAGAAUGUCCCUCCUCAUCGCCAGCCCCCCCAUCAGAUGCUACUUCUACAGGAAGCCCUGCAAAUGGAGAUGAAUGCAUGCUUGUAGGAGAUAUAGAAGAGAGGCUGAGCCCAAACCCAUGGCAGGACAGGAGAGGGGAGGUUGUUUCUUCAGAAGAUGCUGUGACACCGUCUGCUGUAACUCCCUCAGCUGCUGCUGCCUCUUCCCGUCCUUUCAUUCCUGUCACAGAUGAUCCUGGAGCUGCCAGUAUCAUUGCAGAAACCAUGACAAAAACCAAAGAAGACGUAGAAAGUCAAAGUAAAGUGUCUGGCCCAGAACCACAGUACUUGGAUGAAUUUACUAGUCUCUUAGUACCAGAUGACACACGAGUCAUGGUUGACCUGCUAAAGCUUGCUGUGUCCAACCGGGCAGGGGAAAAGGGAAGAGAUGUUCUUUCAGCUGUGCUUUCUGGUAUGGGCACAGCUUACCCACAGGUUGCUGAUAUGUUGUUGGAGCUGUGUGUUACUGAACUAGAAGAUGUGGCAACUGAUUCACAAAGUGGUCGCCUCUCUUCACAACCAGUUGUGGUAGAAAGCAGCCAUCCAUAUACUGAUGAUACAUCUUCUAGUGGCACAGUUAAAAUACCAGGUGCUGAGGGGCUGAGGGUAGAAUUUGAUCGCCAGUGUUCUACAGAGCGACGUCAUGAUCCACUCACCAUAAUGGAUGGUGUCAACAGAAUUGUUUCCGUCCGAUCAGGUCGUGAGUGGUCAGAUUGGUCUAGUGAAUUGCGAAUUCCAGGGGAUGAACUAAAGUGGAAGUUCAUCAGUGAUGGCUCUGUGAAUGGAUGGGGAUGGCGAUUCACUGUUUACCCUAUCAUGCCAGCUGCAGGCCCUAAAGACCUUCUCUCAGAUCGUUGCAUUCUUUCCUGUCCCUCAAUGGAUUUGGUUACGUGUUUGUUGGAUUUUCGCUUAAAUUUUGCUUCAAACAGGAGUAUAGUUCCUCGCUUGGCAGCUUCUCUUGCAGCGUGUGCUCAACUGAGUGCCUUAGCUGCUGGACACAGAAUGUGGGCCUUGCAGAGACUACGGAAACUGCUCACAACAGAGUUUGGACAGUCAAUUAACAUCAACCGGAUUCUAGGGGAUAAUGAUGGAGAAACACGGGCUUUGAGUUUCACAGGGAGUGCUUUAGCUGCUUUGGUUAAAGGUCUUCCAGAAGCUUUGCAGCGGCAGUUUGACUAUGAGGACCCUAUUGUGAGAGGUGGCAAACAAUUGCUCCACAGCCCUUUCUUUAAGGUGCUUGUGGCUCUUGCUUGUGAUCUGGAGUUGGACGCUCUCCCUUGCUGUGCAGAGACUCACAAAUGGGCGUGGUUCAGGAGAUACUGUAUGGCAUCCAGGGUUGCUGUGGCUCUUGAUAAAAGGACACCAUUACCUCGCCUUUUCCUUGAUGAGGUGGUGAAGAAAAUCCGAGAAUUAAUGGCGGAUAAUGAAAAUAUGGAUGAUCUUCAUGAGUGCCAUGAUGUCUUUAAGAGAGAACAGGAUGAACAGCUUGUCCAGUGGAUGAAUAGACGACCCGAUGAUUGGACACUUUCAGCUGGAGGCAGUGGAACUAUUUAUGGUUGGGGUCAUAAUCACAGAGGACAACUUGGUGGGAUUGAAGGUGCAAAAGUCAAAGUCCCAACUCCAUGUGAAGCUCUUGCUACCCUUAGACCAGUGCAGUUAAUUGGUGGUGAACAGACUCUGUUUGCAGUGACUGCUGAUGGCAAAUUGUAUGCCACUGGAUAUGGAGCAGGUGGUAGGCUUGGAAUUGGAGGAACAGAGUCAGUUUCUGCUCCAACUUUACUGGAAUCCAUUCAACAUGUGUUUAUAAAGAAAGUUGCAGUGAACUCAGGAGGAAAGCACUGUUUGGCAUUGUCUUCUGAGGGAGAAGUUUAUUCUUGGGGUGAAGCAGAAGAUGGUAAGCUUGGUCAUGGAAACCGAAGCCCUUGUGAUCGUCCUCGUGUAAUUGAAUCUCUGAGAGGUAUAGAAGUGGUUGAUAUUGCUGCAGGGGGAGCACACAGUGCAUGUAUUACAGCUGCAGGAGACCUUUUUACAUGGGGAAAAGGAAGAUAUGGACGCCUUGGGCAUGGAGAUAGUGAGGACCAACUAAAACCUAAACUGGUGGAAGCUCUCCAGGGCUACCGUGUGAUUGACAUAGCCUGUGGCAGCGGAGAUGCGCAGACAUUGUGCCUGACUGAUGAUGAUACAGUCUGGUCCUGGGGUGAUGGAGAUUAUGGAAAACUUGGGAGAGGAGGCAGUGAUGGCUGUAAAGUACCAAUGAAGAUUGAUUCCCUCACAGGCCUUGGAGUGGUUAAAGUAGAAUGUGGAUCACAAUUUUCUGUGGCUCUUACGAAAUCUGGAGCAGUAUUUACGUGGGGCAAAGGAGAUUAUCAUCGGUUAGGCCAUGGAUCUGAUGACCAUGUUAGAAGACCACGCCAAGUGCAGGGACUGCAAGGAAAGAAAGUCAUUGCAAUUGCUACUGGGUCUUUGCACUGUGUUUGCUGCACUGAAGAUGGGGAAGUGUAUACAUGGGGAGAUAAUGAUGAAGGGCAGCUUGGAGAUGGAACAACUAAUGCCAUCCAAAGACCACGCUUGGUUGCAGCACUUCAGGGUAAAAAGAUCAACAGGGUGGCCUGUGGCUCAGCACAUACUUUAGCUUGGUCAACCAGUAAACCUGCUAAUGCUGGCAAGCUCCCUACACAGGUUCCUAUGGAGUACAACCAUCUGCAGGAAAUUCCCAUCAUUUCAUUGAGAAACAGGCUUCUGCUGUUGCAUCACAUUUCUGAACUCUUCUGUCCUUGCAUUCCAAUGUUUGAUCUUGAAGGAAGACUUGAUGAAACUGGCCAAGGACCCUCAGUUGGGUUUGACACAUUGCGGGGAAUACUGAUAUCACAGGGAAAGGAGGCAGCUUUCAGAAAAGUUGUACAAGCAACUAUGGUGAGAGAUCGUCAGCAUGGGCCAGUUGUAGAGCUCAACAGAAUACAGGUGAAACGUUCUAGGAGUAAAGGAGGACUGGCUGGGCCUGACGGUACAAAGUCAGUGUUUGGACAGAUGUGUGCUAAAAUGAGUUCCUUUAGCCCUGAUAGCCUUCUGCUUCCUCAUCGUGUUUGGAAAGUCAAGUUUGUUGGUGAAUCUGUGGAUGAUUGUGGUGGAGGUUAUAGUGAAUCAAUAGCAGAAAUGUGUGAGGAGCUUCAGAAUGGGCUGACCCCUCUGUUAAUUGUGACACCAAAUGGAAGAGAUGAAUCUGGAGCAAACAGAGAUUGUUUCCUAUUAAAUCCUGCUGCCAAGUCACUCUUGCAUAUGAACAUGUUCCGUUUUCUUGGUGUACUUUUGGGCAUUGCUAUCCGGACUGGCAGCCCUCUGAGCCUCAACCUGGCUGAGCCAGUAUGGAAACAGCUUGCAGGAAUGAACCUAACAAUUGCUGAUCUCAGUGAGGUUGAUAAAGAUUUUAUUCCUGGGCUUAUGUACAUUCGAGACAAUGAAGCUACUUCAGAAGAGUUUGAAGCUAUGAGCCUCCCGUUCACUGUGCCUAAUGCCAGUGGUCAAGAUAUUCAGUUGAGUUCCAAGUACACCCACAUUACACUGGAUAAUAGAGCUGAAUAUGUGCGGCUGGCAAUAAACUACAGACUUCAUGAAUUUGACGAACAAGUUGCAGCAGUUCGUGAGGGGAUGGCCCGUGUUGUUCCAGUUCCUCUGCUUUCACUCUUUACAGGAUAUGAACUGGAAACUAUGGUAUGUGGAAGCCCAGAUAUUCCACUUCACCUUCUGAAAUCUGUAGCAACUUAUAAAGGCAUUGAACCAACUGCUUCCUUGAUACAGUGGUUCUGGGAAGUAAUGGAGUCGUUCUCCAAUACAGAGCGGUCUCUCUUUUUGCGUUUUGUGUGGGGCAGAACAAGGCUGCCGAGGACUAUUGCAGACUUUAGAGGAAGGGACUUCGUUAUUCAGGUAUUGGAUAAAUACAAUCCUCCAGACCACUUCCUUCCUGAGUCAUACACUUGCUUCUUUCUCCUGAAGCUGCCCAGGUAUUCCUGUAAGCAGGUGCUAGAGGAAAAACUGAAGUAUGCCAUUCACUUUUGCAAGUCUAUAGACACUGACGAUUAUGCCCGGAUAGCGCUGACAGGAGAGCCAGCGGCUGAUGACAGUAGUGAUGAUUCUGAUAAUGAAGAUGCAGAUUCUUUUGCUUCAGAUUCUACACAGGACUACUUAACAGGACAUUAAAAAAAUAAUAUAGGUGAUAGUUGUCACAAGCACUGAGGCAAAACGCCAAAAUGACAAUGAAGCCAAGGAGAGUUUAGAUCUCAGAAUAUAGAGCAUGUAGUCAGAGGGAUGGUAAUCUUCUGAACAUGGGGGAAGUGUGUUUGCUACUCACAGUAGGAAUUAAGGGUUACAGCUUAAACCAUCAGCUUAGAAUAAAUGGCACAGUACGUGGGCAUUUUAACAUUUAUUUUAAGAGCUGAAAGUGGCCCCCCGUAAUGCUGCACUACAUUUAGAACCUUUGUGUUUACUGAAGUGUUGUAAAUGUUUAUAUAAAUAUGGUAGUGCAGCAUCCAAAAGGCAGUGAAACCUUUAAAUUGUGGGUGCAAUAGGUUUUUUCAUAUUAAGUGUUGUGUUUUGUGCAUCUUCUUGGUUGUAUAUUGGAAAUACUGUGCAACAACUGAAUAGUAUUAUAAAUAUUUCAAUUAACUUUACUAGAAGUUUGUUAAAAAUUUUUGAACAUUGAAUUAACAUUAUUCCUUGAAAUUCUUCUAUAGAUAAUAAAAAUGGCCAAUAGUUUCACCUCCACCCCUGGUUUGUAUAUUUUAGCUUAUGCGUUAUUUAUCUCAAAUUUGAUACCUUUCUGUGAACAGCAUCAUGAUUCUUAUCAUGGAAAGUGUACUGUAUAUAAUUUGUGCCAUGUAAAUGCAAAAGUUAUAAUUUCCCUCCAAAUAAAAGUUCUGCCACAGAAAAAA
This is a messenger RNA of Pterocles gutturalis (yellow-throated sandgrouse), 8176 nucleotides long. It is a transcript of the gene HERC2, whose product is annotated as HECT and RLD domain containing E3 ubiquitin protein ligase 2. The annotation marks the transcript as partial. The transcript is spliced from 49 exons. The record is from RefSeq and is a predicted model, not a curated record. Gene Ontology annotation, molecular function: protein binding; ubiquitin-protein transferase activity; zinc ion binding. NCBI's taxonomy places the organism in Eukaryota, Metazoa, Chordata, Aves, Pterocliformes, Pteroclidae.